Molecule: messenger RNA, 1205 nt
Organism: Gossypium raimondii (Peruvian cotton)
Lineage: Eukaryota; Viridiplantae; Streptophyta; Magnoliopsida; Malvales; Malvaceae
Product: expansin-A5
Exons: 4
Coding region: 188-922 (244 amino acids)
Biological process (GO): plant-type cell wall organization
Cellular component (GO): extracellular region
Source: RefSeq, a predicted model, not a curated record
CAUUCCUGCUGCAUUCUAUUUAUUAGUUCAAAACACCCCCUUUCUUUCCACAAAACUUCCUUUCAAGGAUGAAUUACUAGUCCAAAUCUUCUUUUUCCUUCCUCCUCCUCCUCCUCCUCCUCCUCUUCUUCUAGUUACUGUUUUUGACUUUAAAACUUCAUAAUAGAAAGAAACGAAAAACAGAACAAUGGGGCACUUGGGAUUUCUUGCAGCUGCAUUACUCUCACUCCUCAACUUUGUUCAUGGCUCCCUUGGACCCUGGACCAAUGCUCAUGCCACUUUUUAUGGAGGUGGUGAUGCUUCUGGAACAAUGGGUGGAGCUUGUGGCUAUGGAAACCUAAAUAGCCAAGGUUAUGGUAUUAACACAGCAGCCUUGAGCACCGCAUUGUUUGACAAUGGCUUGAGCUGUGGUGCAUGCUAUGAGCUGAAGUGUGUGAAUGAUCCACAAUGGUGCCUGCCUGGUUCCAUUGUGGUCACUGCCACCAACUUCUGCCCUCCAGGAGGCUGGUGUGACCCUCCCAAUCACCACUUUGAUCUCUCUCAGCCUAUUUUUCAACACAUUGCGCAAUACAGAGCUGGUAUUGUUCCUGUAAUGUACAGAAGGGUAAAGUGCAGGAGAAGUGGGGGUAUCAGGUUCACAAUCAAUGGACAUUCCUACUUCAAUUUAGUACUGAUCACCAAUGUUGGAGGUGCUGGGGAUGUACAUUCAGUAUCCAUUAAAGGGUCAAAGACCAGAUGGCAAGCAAUGUCAAGGAACUGGGGCCAGAACUGGCAAAGCAAUUCUUACCUUAAUGGCCAAAGCCUCUCUUUCAUCGUCACGACCAGUAACGGACACAGUGUUGUUUCUUUCGACGUUGCUCCAUCCGGUUGGUCCUUUGGACAGACUUACACUGGAGGCCAGUUUGGGGCUACCAAAAUAUAACAGCCCCUUGCUAUAUACUAUAUGAUAUUAUAGUAAAAAUAUGUCUGAAGAAAAACUUAAGUGAGUUUUUUUUUUAAAGUUUAUAAUAUAGUGUACGGUGAAUAUCACCGACGAAGAGAAUGAUAUUGUAUAAAAGGCAGUAACUUGGCGUUGGGAUCAUUACCAAACAUGGGUCAAGAUUGAUUUUUGAAUGGCCCAUAGCCGUGCAGUUGAAGCCUGGAAGUAUUACUGGUACAUCAAAUCAUGAAAUAGAAGGUUUUUUUUUGGUUUUUCCAAGUCAAAA